UUAGUUUUUUUUGAUUUUUUUAAUCGAAACCCACUUCCCAAACAAUGGCUGUGUUGCUAUUGUUGUGAAUUUUAGUUGAGAUCAGAAUCUGGGUUUUGUAUGAAUUUUGUUAAAAUUGAUUCUGUGCUGCUGGUCAAACCGGCCCCUUUUGAUCCCUUCCCCUAGAGGCUAGAACCCAGGCACCCAAGACUUGCCCUACACACCCAUGUUCACCGAUCUGUCCAAACCUGUUUCUGGGAUGGACUCCAAGUGUUUUAUGUGUUCAUCAAUCCAGUCCAGGGCUUCCGCCGGAAAUUCUAUCCGGGAGGUGAGUUUCUGUGAUUUGGGAUCCAAAAAUGUGCGGCAUGGGUCAAGGGGUGCUGAUUCUGAAGCGCUUAGCGUGUCCCAGAAAGAGAUUAAUGAUGAGGAUGCAAGGCUAAUUCAUAUAAAUGAUCCCGGGAAGACGAAUGAGAGGUUUAAAUUUGCUGGGAAUUCGGUUAGGACUGCGAAAUAUUCCGCCUUAACCUUCUUGCCACGCAAUCUCUUUGAACAGUUUCAUAGAGUUGCAUACAUAUAUUUCCUUGUGAUUGCUGUUCUCAGUCAGCUUCCACAGCUUGCAGUCUUUGGUCGAGCACCUUCAAUCUUGCCAUUAGCCUUUGUGCUCUUAGUUACUGCAGUUAAGGAUGCUGAUGAGGACUAUAGGCGGCACUGGUCUGACCGAAUUGAGAACAAUCGAUUAGCAACAGUUUUGGUAAAUGAUCAGUUUCAAGAGAAGAAGUGGAAGGAUAUCCAGGUAGGCGAAAUCAUCAAAAUUGUUGCAAAUCAGACUAUUCCCUGUGAUAUGGUGCUGCUCUCAACCAGUGAUCCAACCAGUGUAGCUUAUGUCCAGACCAUUAAUUUGGAUGGGGAGUCAAACUUGAAGACACGGUAUGCAAAGCAAGAGACCGUUUCAAAAGUUCCCGAGAAGGAAAAGAUUAGUGGGUUGAUCAAGUGUGAGAAACCUAACAGGAACAUCUAUGGAUUCCAUGCAAACAUGGAAAUUGAUGGGAAACGGUUUUCUCUUGGGCCAUCUAAUAUUAUUCUCCGUGGCUGUGAGAUCAAGAACACUGCGUGGGCACUUGGGGUUGCAGUGUAUACUGGCGGGGAGACCAAAGCAAUGCUCAACAACUCUAGAGCUCCGUCUAAGAGGAGCCGAAUUGAGACCCGUAUGAACUGGGAGAUUACUCUUCUCUUAGUCUUUCUUGUUACUCUGUGUACUGUGGUUUGCAUUUGUGCCAGUGUUUGGUUAGUGCGCCAUAAGCAUGAACUGGAUUACUUGCCCUUUUUCAGGAAAGCAGAUUUCUCUACAGGCGAAGAGACGGACUAUAACUAUUAUGGAUGGGGGAUGGAGGUUUUCUUUACAUUUCUCAUGUCAGUUAUUUUGUUCCAGAUCAUGAUCCCGAUUUCACUGUACAUUUCUAUGGAGCUUGUCCGUGUUGGUCAAGCUUACUUCAUGAUCAGGGAUUCCCAAAUGUAUGAUGAAGCCUCAGAUUCAAGAUUCCAGUGCAGGGCCUCAAAUAUAAAUGAAGAUCUGGGACAAGUAAAAUACAUAUUCUCAGACAAAACUGGUACCUUGACUGAGAACAAGAUGGAAUUUGAAUGUGCAAGCAUUUGGGGUGUAGAUUACAGCGGUGGGAAAACCAGUUCCCAAGAGGAACAAGUUGGAUACAUAGCUCAAGUGGGUGGGCAGGUUCUGAGGCCGAAGAUGAAGGUGAAGGUUGAUCCAGAGCUUCUAUACCUAUCCAAAAGCGGGAAGCAUACAAUAGAAGGCAAACAUGUUCAUGAUUUCUUCCUUACAUUGGCCGCUUGCAACACAAUUGUGCCUCUUAUUGUAGAGACAUCUGAUCCUACACUGAGUUUGAUAGAUUAUCAAGGGGAAUCUGCGGAUGAACAGGCAUUGGUUUAUGCUGCUGCUGCUUAUGGUUUUACGCUUAUAGAACGAACCUCUGGCCACACAGUUAUAGAUGUUCAAGGAGAAAGACAAAGGUUUAAUGUUUUGGGUUUGCAUGAGUUUGAUAGUGAUCGGAAGAGGAUGUCGGUUGUACUUGGUUUCCCUGACAAGAGCGUAAAAGUCUUUGUAAAAGGUGCCGACACAACCAUGUUUAGUGUAAUUGACAAAUCCUUGAACUUGAACGUAAUACAUGCAACUGAAGCCCAUCUUCACUCUUAUUCAUCUGUGGGUUUGAGAACCCUUGUUGUGGGAAUGCGGGAACUAAAUUCUUCAGAAUUAGAGCAAUGGCAGUCUUCUUAUGAGACGGCAAGCACUGCUUUGAUUGGAAGGGCAGCUUUACUACGUAAGGUUGCUAGCAAUGUAGAAAACUCCCUGAUUAUAUUGGGUGCCUCUGGAAUCGAAGAUAAACUGCAAAAAGGCGUGCCAGAAGCUGUAGAGUCUCUAAGAGUGGCAGGUAUUAAGGUCUGGGUUUUGACUGGGGACAAGCAAGAAACUGCCAUUUCCAUUGGCUACUCCUCUAGACUUUUGACAAGCAAGAUGACCCAGAUUGUUAUUAACAGCAACUCCAAGGAAUCAUGUAAAAAGAGUUUAGAAGAUGCAUUGAUUAUGUCUAAGAAGUUCAUGACGGUGUCUGGUGCUGUGCACAAUAACACUGAAGGAAAUUCUGGAGCUGGUGCAAGUUCACUCGCAUUGGUCAUUGAUGGAACAAGUCUUUUUUAUAUCCUUGAGACUGAACUUGAUGACCAGCUCUUCCAAUUAGCCAGUAAAUGUUCUGUUGUGCUAUGUUGCCGUGUGGCUCCAUUGCAAAAGGCUGGAAUUGUUGACCUCGUAAAGAACAAGACAAAUGAUAUGACUCUUGCCAUAGGGGAUGGUACCAAUGAUGUUUCAAUGAUCCAAAUGGCCGAUGUGGGCGUUGGUAUCAGUGGGCAAGCGGGUCGGCAAGCUGUCAUGGCAUCAGAUUUUUCAAUGGGCCAGUUCAGAUUCUUGGUUCCCCUUUUAUUGGUUCAUGGACAUUGGAAUUACCAGCGGAUGGGCUACAUGAUAUUAUACAAUUUUUACAGGAAUGCGGUGUUUGUUCUUGUCUUAUUUUGGUAUACGCUUUUCACUGGUUUCACUUUGACAACUGCAAUUACUGAGUGGAGCAGCGGCUUGUAUUCAGUAAUUUAUACUUCAUUUCCUACAAUCUUUGUUGGAAUCCUAGACAAGGAUCUAAGUAGAAUGACUCUUAUAAGGUAUCCUCAGCUUUAUGGGGCUGGACAGAGAGGGGAAAGCUAUAAUGCAAAACUAUUUUGGAUAACAAUGGCGGACACUUUGUGGCAAAGUGUAGCCGCCUUCUUUCUCCCCCUCAUUGUGUACUGGCACAGCACCAUUGAUGGCUCAAGCUUAGGAGAUCUUUGGACACUUGCAGUGGUGAUUCUGGUUAAUAUACACUUGGCCAUGGAUGUGAUUCAGUGGACUUGGAUUACUCAUACAGCCGUUUGGGGAUCUAUAGUUGCAACCUUUAUUUGUGUCCUCGUUAUUGAUGCUAUACCCGUAUUACCUGGUUACUGGGCCAUCGUUCAUCUUGCUCAAACAGGAUUGUUUUGGUUGUGCUUGCUUGGCAUCCCAAUCGGAGCAUUGAUUCCUCGUUUUGUUGUAAAAUUUUUUGUUCAAUGCUAUAGAGCUGAUGAUAUUCAGAUAGCAAGAGAAGCUGAGAAGUUCAGGGGGUUUAGGGAGUUUGAAGGUGCAAAAAUUGAAAUGAACCCAAUUUUCGAUUCCCCCAGGAGAUGACUAGGUGAUUUUGUUGUGUGCAUCUAAUCAUCUUCUUCUUCUUCUUCUUCUUCCCUUUUUUUUUUUUUCCUUUUUUUUU
Camellia sinensis is the source of this 3818-nucleotide messenger RNA. The record is from RefSeq and is a predicted model, not a curated record. NCBI's taxonomy places the organism in Eukaryota, Viridiplantae, Streptophyta, Magnoliopsida, Ericales, Theaceae.